GUGACGGGCAGCUUCUCACGUGACUCAGUUCUGGGCUCCUGCCUCCAGCGAGAGGCUGCGCUGCGAUGGGGCUGCUGGACUGCCGGUGCCUCCUGCUGGCGCUGCUCCAGCUGCCCGCCUUGCUCCGCUUGGACGCCGCCGCCGCCGCCUUCGGGUGGGCUCCGGAGCCGGACCAGCUUUUCCAGAUCCCGGAGGGAUGGAGCUGUCUGGGUCGAGUGGCUGCCUCGGAGGCGCUGAGCCUGACCUUCGCCCUCCGGCAGCAGAAUGUGGGGCGCCUGGAGGAGCUGGUGCAGCGAGUCUCCUCUCCAGACUCUUCAGAGUAUGGCCGGUUCCUGUCUCUGGCAGAGGUGCAGGCCCUGGUUGCCCCCUCCCCGCAGACGCUGAAUGCCGUUCGCAAGUGGCUGGAGGCUCAUGGGAUCUGGGACUGCACAGACGUGGGCACCAAGGACUUCUUGCAGUGCCAGGUGCCAGCCGGCACGGCAGAGCAGCUCCUCCCGGGGGCACAGUUCCAGCGCUACGUCAACGGGGAGCGAAGCGUCGUGAGGUCCCCCUUUGCCUACACCUUAGCAGAGGAGCUGGCGGAGCACCUGGAUUUUGUGGGGGGUCUUCACCGCUUCCCUGCUGAGAGGAAGGCAGUGAGUAGGGCCUGGACUGCUGGGAAAGCACUGCUCUCCACCUUUCACCUGGGGGUGACGCCGGCUGUGAUCCGCCAGCGGUACAACCUGACUGACAAGGACGUGGGCAGCUCCCGCAACAACAGCCAGGCCUGUGCCCAGUUCCUGGAGCAGUACUUCCACCAAGCGGAUCUGGCGGAGUUCAUGGGUCUCUUUGGGAAGAGCUUCCCUCACCAUCUGCGCGUGGACCAGGUGGUCGGGCACCAGGGCUGGGGCAAGGCCGGCCUGGAAGCCAGCCUGGACGUGGAGUACAUCAUGAGCUCCGGGGCCAACAUCUCCACCUGGGUCUUCAGCAACGGUGGGAGGCAUGAGAGCCAGGAGCCCUUCCUGCAGUGGCUGCUUGUGCUCAGCAACAUGUCUGCCCUGCCCUGGGUGCACACGGUCAGCUACGGCGACGACGAGGACAGCCUGUCCCGGGCGUACAUGGAGCGGGUCAAUGUGGAGUUCAUGAAGGCAGCCGCGCGAGGCAUGAGCAUUCUCUUUGCUUCAGGCGACUCUGGAGCAGGUUGUCGGUCAGCCCACGGAGGGAAGCACACCUUCCGGCCCAGCUUCCCAGCCUCCAGCCCAUACGUGACCACAGUGGGGGGGACGUCGUUCCAGCACCCCUUCCUGGUCAGUGCUGAGGUCACGGACUCCAUCAGCGGGGGAGGCUUCAGCAAUGUCUUCCCGAUGCCAAAGUACCAGACAACAGCUGUGAAGCGGUUCCUGAGCACGACCUCCAAGCUGCCACCCUCCAGCUACUACAACAAGACGGGCAGAGCCUACCCAGACCUGGCCGCUCUCUCCGACAACUACUGGGUGGUCUCCAACCGCAUCCCCAUGCCCUGGGUCUCCGGCACCUCGGCCUCGACUCCUGUGGUGGGGGGCAUCCUAGCUCUGAUCAACGACCGGCGCCUCCAGCGAGGGCAGCCCCCCCUGGGCUUCCUCAACCCCGCCCUCUACCGGCUCCAGGAGAAGGGGAACAGCACUGCCCUCUAUGACGUGACCACGGGCUGCCACUACUCGUGUCUAGAUGAAACUGUGCAGGGCCAAGGAUUCUGCGCGGCUCCUUCCUGGGAUCCCGUCACCGGCUGGGGGACGCCAAACUACCCAGAGCUCCUGUCUGCCCUGCUGGGCUAGGCGGCCACAUCACACUUGCAGACAUCCAUGGCACUUGGCCACCCAACAGCCGGGGGAGAGUGUGUGGGUUGGGAAUCUCAGGCUGCAAGAUGGAGGCAGGGGGCAUUUCAGAGGGCCUCCCCCCGCCUCCAUUGCAGGACCAAAAAGUGUGCAUUAGCCUAACAGAAAAGACAGUGGAAGCAGAAAUAUGCAAACAUUCAUCUCUGUAAAUCUAUAGUGGUACGUCGGGAGGAGAAGGUGCAACUAAAAGCUAACAGUCUAAA
Messenger RNA from Podarcis raffonei (Aeolian wall lizard), 2056 nucleotides. RefSeq names its product tripeptidyl peptidase 1 (gene TPP1). The record is from RefSeq and is a predicted model, not a curated record. Lineage: Eukaryota; Metazoa; Chordata; Lepidosauria; Squamata; Lacertidae. The coding region runs from base 66 to 1793 and encodes 575 amino acids. Gene Ontology annotation, molecular function: serine-type endopeptidase activity; tripeptidyl-peptidase activity. Gene Ontology annotation, biological process: central nervous system development; proteolysis. The transcript has 14 exons.